AUGGAGGACGAGCCGCAAGACCAGCAGCGCCACGCCCCCGUCGAGCCGCCCACCUUCAAGGCGCCGCGCAUGGUCUCGCGACCCAAGCCGCCGCAGCAGCAAGAGGAGGAGAUUGGUUCUGAGCUCAAGCUGGGCGACUUCGAGGGCGAGCAGCCGCUGUCCAUAUCCGAGGCGCGCGCAGUCGUCACGGCGGUGCAUGAAAAGCGGAAACUGAAAGCCCGCGAGGGCCAGGGUGUGCUAGGCGACAGGACGCACAACGACAGCCAGUCUAUCCAGCAGUUUGUCGAUUACCUCGAGAUGUUUGCGCGGUACAAGGAGCUCAACAACUUGACUGCCAUGGGCGGCGUGCUCGAUGCGAAUCCGCAGUUCACCAUGGCGGAACGCGCUAUGCUCGGUAUGCAGGGUGGGCUCUUUGAAAUGUGCGAUUGGCUGACCUUGUAG
Molecule: messenger RNA, 441 nt
Organism: Didymosphaeria variabile
Lineage: Eukaryota; Fungi; Ascomycota; Dothideomycetes; Pleosporales; Didymosphaeriaceae
Gene: RPB4
Product: RNA polymerase B
Exons: 2
Coding region: 1-441 (146 amino acids)
Molecular function (GO): nucleotide binding
Source: RefSeq, a predicted model, not a curated record